This is a messenger RNA of Drosophila navojoa, 1265 nucleotides long. RefSeq names its product Ribonuclease X25 (gene RNaseX25). Lineage: Eukaryota; Metazoa; Arthropoda; Insecta; Diptera; Drosophilidae. Gene Ontology annotation, cellular component: extracellular region. Gene Ontology annotation, molecular function: ribonuclease T2 activity; RNA binding. Gene Ontology annotation, biological process: RNA catabolic process. The record is from RefSeq and is a predicted model, not a curated record.
GAAGUGCAUAAAAACAACUUACAAACUAUUUUUUCAUAUAAUUGCGAAUAGAAAGCUAAACAAAUCUUACCGAAUAUUAAAAAAGGCAAAUAAGUGCUGAGCUCGCAGCUUGCGUAAAAUGCGUAAUAUCUCUAUUGAGUAAAAAAUAUUAACUUUGCUGCGUUAUUUUAAAACAAAAGUCAAUUAUGAAGAAACUGCAAAAAUAUUUGCUUUGCUUGACGAUUUUAUUAUGCAGCCUUGCUGUGACAAAUGCGAGUCCUUUUAGCGCUCUUGAUGAAAUAUCCGAUUCGGGUGUCGCCCUGGCCAACGCAUCAGAUGAGUCAAGCAGCUCCGUUGAGCAACCUUUGAAGCGACCCAGCGCUGCGGAUUUCUCGGACGAAGAUGAGGAGGACAACGAGGACUAUCCGCUGUACACGAAUAUCGUUGGCAGGGAUCCGCAUAACUGGGAUGUGCUUGUCUUUACACAGCAAUGGCCGGUGACUACGUGCUAUCAUUGGAGGGAGGAGGAUCCAUCGCACGAGUGCACCCUGCCGCAGAAGAAGGAAUUCUGGACCAUCCACGGCAUCUGGCCGACCAAAAUGGGCCAAUUCGGGCCGAACUUCUGCAACAAGUCCGCCGAAUUCCAUCCGGAGCAAUUGGAAGCGAUUAUGGAUCGUUUGAAUACCUACUGGUUGGAUCUGGAAGGAGAAGAAUCGCAGGAUUAUCUCUGGAAGCACGAAUGGCUGAAGCAUGGCACCUGCGCUGCGGCCCUUGAGGCGCUAAACAAUGAGCUGAAGUACUUUGGACAGGGAUUGAAUUGGCGCGAACAGUACGUCAUGUCCAAGAUUCUGGACGCCUCUGGCAUACAUCCCGACUCGAACAAUACGGUGAUUGCUUUGAACAAUGCUUUGGUGCGCGGCCUGGGCAAGAAUCCAUCCAUCCACUGCUUAUACGAUGGCAAACACGGCAUUAGCUACCUAUCGGAGAUACGCAUAUGCUUCAACAAGUCCCUGGAGCUGAUCGAUUGCGAUGGCAUCAAGCUGGGCGAUGUGAUGGCCGUCAGAUACCCAGGUGGCACCGUGAACACCAAUUGUCACAUCAGCAAUCCUGUCCAUUAUCCUAGCCUAGUGCCGCCACUGCAACGCAAGGGCGAGUGGAAAUUCCCCUUGGUCAAUGUCUACAAACUGUUGCAGUUCCUCAUGUGGUUUACACUGUAAAAAACUACCCAUCCGUCUCUCUUUUCGAGUAUUUACUUUGUUUGCAUCAUUUGUUAUAAUCCACAACAA